Aureococcus anophagefferens is the source of this 663-nucleotide messenger RNA. RefSeq lists its product as hypothetical. NCBI's taxonomy places the organism in Eukaryota, Pelagophyceae, Pelagomonadales, Pelagomonadaceae. The annotation marks the transcript as partial. Gene Ontology annotation, molecular function: cysteine-type endopeptidase activity. Gene Ontology annotation, cellular component: lysosome. The record is from RefSeq and is a predicted model, not a curated record. The transcript has a single exon. Gene Ontology annotation, biological process: immune response.
UCCGUCGACUGGCGGAAAGUCGGCGGCGUCGCGCCCGUCAAGGACCAGGGCACCUGCGGCUCCUGCUGGGCCUUUGGCACCGUGGCGGCCCUCGAGGGCGCCCUCUUCGUCAAGACGGGCGACCAGCUCACGCUCAGCGAGCAGGCGCUCGUCGACUGCUCGUGGCCCGAGGGCAACAACGGCUGCGACGGCGGCGAGGACAGCAUGGCCUACGAGUGGAUGCUCCACCACCAGGGCGUGCCGUCGACGGCGGAGUACGGGCCCUACCUCAACGCCGACGGGCUCUGCCACGUGAAGGCGGCGAACCCCAAGGCCAUGCCGGGCCUCGAGAUCAAGGCGUGGACGCGCGUCAACGACACGCGCGCCGCGCUCAAGGACGCGCUGUCGACGCGGGGGACCCUGGUCGUGCGCGUCCAGGCCACGCCCCUCAGCUUCUACUUCUACGGCUCCGGCCUCUACGACGUGCCCCACGCCGAGUGCUCGCGCGACGCCGCGGACUCGGACCACAUCGUCGCGCUCGUCGGCUACGGCUACGAGCCCAGCGGCCUCGGCUACUGGAUCCUCCGCAACUCCUGGUCCGUUCACUGGGGCGAGGGCGGCUACAUGAAGAUCGGCAUGGACAACGUCUGCGGCGUCGAGAACACGGCCACGUACCCGACGGUC